Arabidopsis thaliana (thale cress) is the source of this 1792-nucleotide messenger RNA. RefSeq names its product alpha/beta-Hydrolases superfamily protein. The coding region runs from base 69 to 1277 and encodes 402 amino acids. The transcript has 5 exons. NCBI's taxonomy places the organism in Eukaryota, Viridiplantae, Streptophyta, Magnoliopsida, Brassicales, Brassicaceae. Gene Ontology annotation, molecular function: triacylglycerol lipase activity. Gene Ontology annotation, biological process: lipid metabolic process. The record is from RefSeq and is marked reviewed.
AAAACAACUCUUCCACGUUUUGAAGCUUAAUUAACGUUGACGAUUAAACCACAACCCAAAAAACAAAAAUGUCUAGAACCAAAAACUACUUUGUGUUGGAUCCGAGAGAAGCCACCGUCUCGGAUCUUAUACAUCUUCUCUUCUCAUCGGAUCUCGGAGAUAGAAAGUUCAUCCAUUCUUCGGAAGAGAGGAUUGAGGAUGAUCUUUCCAGAUUCCGGCGACGGUGGAUUAUCUUUGUAUCCAUCGUUAUUCAAAAACUCAUAAUUCUCUUUAAGAAACCUCUCUAUUUUGUUGGAUUUUCUCUUGCUUGUUGGCUCAACCUUCUUUCUUCCAAUGGUGGUUUCUUGAUGAUACUCCCAAAUCUUUUCAAAGGAAACAUUAUUUGGCCGGAAAAAGCAUCAGCGACGUUUGCAUCACUAAACGGAAACCUAGACCGGCGGGUAGAGUUAAACCCGAAAGUAGAGAGAGGAAGUAAAAGAUACAAAGCAAUGUUGUCAAUUAUGGCUUCUAAGCUGUCUUACGAGAAUAUAAACUUUGUCAGCUCCGUUCUUCACAACCAUUGGAAGAUGGACUUAUUAGGUUUCUACAGCUGUUGGAAUGGUUACCAGAAACAAAGAUCAACGGAGGUGAUUGUUAUAAAGGACACAAGUACAGAUCCAAACCUCAUCAUCGUUAGUUUCAGAGGCACUGAUCCUUUCGAUGCCGAUGAUUGGUGUACAGACCUGGAUCUCUCUUGGUACGAGGUUAAGAAUGUGGGAAAGAUUCAUGGCGGGUUCAUGAAAGCUUUGGGCCUUCAAAAAGAAGGAUGGCCUAAAGAAGUAAACCUUGACGAAACCCAAAACGCAACAACUCUAUAUGCAUACUACACUGUUAGGCGUCACUUAAAAGAAAUCCUCGACCAAAACCCGACAUCUAAAUUUAUAUUGACCGGACAUAGCCUAGGUGGGGCUUUAGCGAUCCUAUUCACGGCUGUUUUGGUGAUGCAUGAUGAGGAGCAAAUGCUAGAGAGACUAGAAGGAGUUUACACAUUUGGACAGCCACGCGUAGGCGACGAGGAGUUUGGAAAUUUCAUGAAAGAUUCACUAAAGAAGUUUGACGUGAAGUAUGAAAGAUAUGUUUAUUGCAACGACAUGGUUCCUAGGUUGCCUUUCGACGACAAAACACUCAUGUUUAAACACUUUGGGGCAUGCCUUUACUAUGACAGUUUCUAUAAAGGAAAGGUUGGUUGCAUAUAUAUGACAAUCUUGUUUCUUUGCUUUAAUCACUCAUCCGUCUAAUGUCGCUUACGCACUUACCCUACUGAUGAUAUCUAUCUACAUUGUUGUUGUUUAAUUUGUAUUAUGUUCAGGUAGAGGAAGAGGAACCAAACAAAAACUACUUUAAUCUCGUAUGGGUUUUACCAAAGAUAAUGAAUGCACUGUGGGAGUUGAUACGUAGUUUCGUCAUGCCUUAUUGGAAAGGUGGAGAGUUCAGAGAAGGAUGGUUCUUAAGGUGUUUUAGGGUUGUUGCAUUGUUGAUUCCUGGAUUACCUGCUCACUUCCCUAAUGAGUACAUCAAUGUUACUCUUUUAGGUGACUUACCUGACUCGCAUCUUGAUUAAAUUUUGACGAAGUCAUAAAUUCUUUUGAAAAGUUGAUGUGUUUAGCUUUUCUAGGGUCUCGUUUCGGUGAUGUAGGUGUUAUUUUCUUAUUUUGGCCUUAGAUCAUCCUUUCUUUCUCGCAAUGAUUCUACGUCUCACUUUAUCUUUAUCUGCAUCAAGAAAAGAAAUGCAUAAAUAUUUCAAUAAAUACUU